AUCAGUACUAUUCUCAUUCGGAUGGUUAGCGUACGUUCUUUGUUUAUUUCAUAUUUCAGAAACUCAUCUAUAAUUUAAUCUGAAAGAUGGCUGACGAACUGAACCGAGUAUUUCUGUGGGGCAUCCCUCGAUCGAUGAGCACGGCUUUCAUCAAGUGUUUCAGUUACGUCGAUGGGAUCCAGAUAGCAGCCCAGCUCUACGCAGAUGCUCACUACUACGGACCUGACGCCAAGCUACCUGUCGGUGGUCCACAAGAUCCGAUGGGGAGUAAAAUGAAUCAACUAAUUCAGAGAGACUACAAGAAAAGUCAGAUGGGUUCCUCGGGGUCAGAUUCAAGCGUGAUGUCUUUUGAAUCCAUCCGUGACAUCUUAGAAGCACCCUACCCUGACAAGAAGGUCUUGUUCUGCAAAGACCAGGCCCAGUAUCUGCAUGGCCGGUACGACAUGCUUCCUCGGGGCUUCAAGUACAGUUUCAUUAUUCGACACCCGCACAAGUUGUUUCCGUCUUACAGGAAACUUCUGUUGGAUUACUGGGGCAAUUUCACUGACAUGAGAAGCCUGCCUCCCAUUCUGUUUCCUCCCGGCUGCGGUUACAAGGAGCUCUACGAUUUGUUCGAGUACGUCCGGGAGAACAUCGACCCCUCGCCGGUCAUACUGGAUGCCGACGAUCUGCUGCAGGACCCGGCGGGGAUCUUGUCGACCUACUGCUCCAAGAUGGGAAUACCGUACUCCGACAAGCUGCUGUCUUGGGAAGCGGGAGAAGACGUCGUCGAUCAAUGGCUUUGCACGAAGAUCUUGUUGGCCCACACUGCCGCCUACAGUCACGUAUUCGCCAGUGAGGGAUUUGGUGCGCCCACCCCCGUCCCUAUACUCGCCAGUUUACCGGAUGAUGUACAGGCGUGUGUGAGGUACAGCAUGGGAUACUAUGAACACCUCCAUCAUCGGAGGAUUGUUGCAAAUACUGACAAUUUGUAAUGUUAAAUGUGUGAUGAAUCGAAACAAACACAUUGAACAUCCUCACUUAAUCAAGUUUUGUCUGUUAGUUGUAAGAAUUGUAAAGGCAGGUCAAUUUUUUUCAUCAGUUGACGUUUGCUAAUUGUAGUACUAUUGGAGGGGAGGGGGUUAAUUCCAAGUGUUGAGAGUGUAAGGUGUAAACCAGGGUCAACAAUAUUGUGCUUACAUUUAUAGAAACAUAUGAAUUAGAAUGAAUUCGGAAAUUGAAGCUCUUCAAAACCAAAUGAUUUUAAAGGUAAAUAGAAAAUAAUGUAUAAUUGCCCCCACACAAACCCAAAAUCAAAGAAGCUUGAAUGUGUGAAGGUAUUUCUCGAAAUACAGCAACAAUUAAAGUCUGUUUGUGGAAUAUUGAUCCGUUUUUGUAAAUCAGUAAUAUUUUCUUGCGAAAACUUUCCCUAGAUUCAAGG
Molecule: messenger RNA, 1420 nt
Organism: Patiria miniata (bat star)
Lineage: Eukaryota; Metazoa; Echinodermata; Asteroidea; Valvatida; Asterinidae
Product: branched-chain-amino-acid aminotransferase-like protein 2
Exons: 1
Coding region: 87-974 (295 amino acids)
Source: RefSeq, a predicted model, not a curated record